GAGCGCCGCAGAGAUAUGGGGUCCAGGGCUCUGGUCGUGACUUGUUCGCGAUGCUGCAGUUUCUUCGCAGCGUAGGAUCUCAGGGAACGAGCUGGCCAUGACCAAGAUGUCGCGGGAUCUUGUCGACGCCGAUUUUGGCCAUGGUCCAUGCCAGCGUUUGCCAAGCCGUGAGGCUGUUGUCCACGAGUCGGAGGUAAUCAUGAUGUACGGUGACCGAUCCGUAGCCAUUUUGGCUCAAGGUCGGCGGCUCAGAUAGAGCCUGGCCUCCGUUUCUCAGAGCCUCGCCUGAUUCUAGUGGUGUUGGCCCUCCGCGAUGGCUGCCGCCGUCGCCUCCCCAGAUGUGCUCCGCCUGGGCGACGGCACCGAGAUCAGCCUCGCCAAGGUGCCUGGCGUUGAUGAGUCCACAUGGGGCGAGGUGAAGGACUACUUGCAGGGCAACCCGGACGUGGCCAAGAAGCUGCAGGCCUUCUCGAAGGACCCCGAGGCGAUGCGAGGCUGGCUGCAGACGCAGGCCAUGUCGGACCACUACCAGAGGAAGCUGGGGGGCGCCGACGACGAGGUGCAGAGCCGCAUGAGGGCGCUGGAGCAGGACCCGGAGCUCGCCCCCAUCAUCGAGGAUAUCAAGAAGCACGGGAUGGAGGCAGUCAUGAAGCACUACCAGGACGAGGAGCUGAUGCUCAAGUUCAGCAAGGCCAUGGGCGGGGUGCCGGAGGAGCUCAAGCCCGCGCUGAAGAAGAUCGACGAGACGCCCCUCUCGAUGCACGAGGCGGCCAAGAUGGGCGACCUCAAGGCAGUCCAGGAGCACAUUGAGAAGAAGAGGCCACUGGACACCCAGGACCUGAGGGGCAUCACUCCGCUGGGCUACGCCGUCGGCGGAAACCGUAUCGCCGUCGUCAAGUUGCUGCUGGACAGCAGGGCCAAUCCAUUCGCGGUCGACUCCAAUGGCAACUCCGCGCUUCACUACGCGGCUGGCUACGGGCGCAAGGAGUUGGUAGAGUAUCUGCUCAAGACAGGUGGCAGCGUGGCGCAGGCCAACGCUCAGGGCCGGAAGCCGCUCGACGUCGCAACGCAGAACAGGCACGAUGCUGUGAUCCAGGUUCUGCGGGCUCACGGGGCGCAGUGAUCUGUUAUCUUUAUUGUUCGCCGACGCCUUCAAGUUGUGCUCGUCUGCUUUUUGUGUCGCGUUCGCACGGCCGAUCGGCCAGGCGCACGUCGAAAUGUGUGCCCGUGGUUAGAUGUUUUUUUUUUUUAACUUGUGGAGGGAUGCCCUGGAGCGCCUCCCAAAGUCGACGGCUACCUCACUCGGUGAGCAGCCGUGCGUCUACAUGACAGGCGUGCGUAAAGCCUGCAGAGUUCGAUGAACUCCCCCAAAAACGCACAGUGACCGAGAUUGACACGGGCGUUCUGCGUACAGUCUUGAUCAUGGCCUUUCCCAGACCUGCGACGUCUUGACUUCUCCAUACGGGGUCCCUGGAGCUCUGGGCCCGUCCCAUCCGGUCGGCUCUUCAUCCCGAGUGUCUGUUUGUU
Prorocentrum cordatum is the source of this 1527-nucleotide messenger RNA. The record is from the annotation of a GenBank genome assembly. NCBI's taxonomy places the organism in Eukaryota, Dinophyceae, Prorocentrales, Prorocentraceae.